GGGGUAGUGGCUUCAUAAGGUGUUUAGUAACAAAAAGCGGCCUACUACUCUUCAAAACUUUCACGUUUUGACGCAACUACAGAUCUACACUUUUUUUUCCCCAAUCUUCAACGCGUUUUCACGUCCGCCACUUCGUCUGACUUGACCAUAACAGCAAAAGAGUUUACGAGAGCGCGCAGUAUGGUCUCAUCCCCGCGACCUUUACCGAACCAGUUGGCGGCGUUGCUGGCUUCGGAGCUCGCUCGAAGAGAUAUUUUUGGCCGGAACAUUCUACAUUUACUCGUCCUUUUUGACAAACCUGACCUCCUAAAGAACUUGCUCAAGAACCCCAACGUGACAACGGCGUUUUUGCUUUCCCUGGACGAGGAAAACCGCUGGAAUGUGCUCCACUACUGUAUCGCGCAUGUCCGGUUGUCUGCCCUCAAGCAGGUGAUAAAGAAGGCUCAAGGGACCCGAAACACGCUAGAGAGUUUGCUCUCAGCCAAGGACGGCGAUGGGACAACGCCAAUGGAGUUGCUAGAUACCGAUUGGGUCGGCUGGAAAAGCGUUCCAACGCGGAUUUCCAGCUCUAUCCAGCUCCAACCAAGAUUCAAAAGCCCCGACGGAACUUCGAUCAGACGACGCGGGAGAUCCAAGCGAGAAUGGUUUCGGGGAGGGACCGAUUUCUUUGUAUUUGGGCUGAACAAGAAUAGCAAUUUGGGGUUAGGCAAUGCCGACGACCGGGCCGUUCCGGUUUUGGUGAACCAUCAGGAUUUUAAGACAUCUCAUGAUUUGUCUAAUGCGCCUCAUAUUUCCAGCACUUCUUCGUCUCAUAGUCUAUCGGCCAAGUUUAGCAGGCCCCGGUUUUCAGACGUCAAAAUGUCCCAGAAGUUCAGCGUGGUGCUCACUACAGUCGGUACUGUCUUCACUGCCGGUGCCCCCUCUCGGGGGCGCCUUGGAAAUGGUGACUCCCAGGUACCCCAGUUCAGCUUUGCUCCAGUGAAAUUCUUCACCAAGCCCGUCUCAGCAGUUGAAAUCAGCGACGACCACUGCGUGGCAUUGUCUCAGGGGGAGAUCUACGCCUGGGGCUCCAACUCCCAUGCCCAGCUCGGCUACCUGGAGCCAAACCGAUCCGAACACUCCAGUGAGCCACGGAGGGUCAUUUCCGGCGACAUCAAGAAAGAGGCCGGCUUUAUUGGCGUGGCAGCGUCCAAUGUCCAUUCGGUGGCGUACACCAAAAACGCCAUCUAUAGCUGGGGCCUCAACUCUGGCCAGAUGGGUAUCCCGCUUGAAUAUACACAGAAACACAGAGCCAUACAGGGACCUAAGCGGAUGGACUUCAAGUAUGGUGAGAUUAAGAGUGUGGUUGUGACUCCUGAUCUGAUGCUUGUGCUCACCCCUUUCGAUGUCCAUCUCUACUCCCACUUUUCCCACCAGCGGCUCGCUAUUCCCUGCGCCACAAACAUCGACAAAACCUUUCAUAUCUUCAAGCCCGGAAGAUUGACUGCACGGCGGGAAAUUGCCAAAAUUGCCGCCCACUCUAGCCACGUGUAUGUACUCUUUUCCGACGGGGAUAUCCUUUCGUUUAACAUGGUCAAGACACGCUUCCACACCGUGUGGAAGAGCAAAAACGACCAUCGGAGAGUGGUGGAUAUGGCGUGCUCAGGCGACGGUGGCCUUAUCUUAUGCACCCAGGACGGGGCUACGUGGCUCCGCCAUCCACAACUGACCAAGUUUACCAAGCUUGCCGUGGUUAACAACGUUGUACGGGUGUUCUGCGACCCUCAGUUUGUCAGCUUUGGCUGUCUCAGAGAAGAUUGGGGCGUUUUACCGGUGGAAGUCUCCCAAAGCGACUUUUCAAACGACUUUAGCUACCUCUCUCCAUUACAUGGAUUCGACCCGGAGCGGAUCUUGACCCGCGGUCCCGUAACGGAUACCUACACCGAUUUUGUGGGUGAAGCCAAUGGUGCUGAAGUGGAAGAUCAGUUGUACGCGAUGAGAGGCCCGAAGCAACGACCGGAGAAGACUUUCCGCAAGGUGGACGAAGGUGCCAGAGAGGCUUUGCUUUCGGAUGAAGCUUAUUUGCGGUGGUUCUACCAGUCAAGCGGCUUUUCUGCUAAGGGCUAUGACUGCUGGUUUGCCAUAGAUGGAGUCCGGGUAGGAGUUCACAGGUGGGUAAUGGAGGCAAGGGUCCCAAACAUUGUUGAGUUGGAGGCUGUGGGAUACGAUCCAGCAACCAGAACUUUUAACUUGGGAACCGUGAAAUUACUCAGUUUGCUUGUGUUGAUCCAUUUCAUCUAUACCGACCAAAUUUUGGCCGUGUGGGACGACUUGGAAAGGAAUGGCGUUAAGGCAGAGUUUUAUCGUAUAGCAGAGAGGUUUGGGCUUGUCGAUAGAGUGGGAAGGGUUCGGCUGGAGCUUUCGUUCCCUCAGGCUAUACAGCGUCUUAUGGAAAGGUCCAUGGGCGAGUCUACCGAAUCAGAAUUUCCGGAAGGGCCUAAUGCAGGGCCAGAUACAUUUUCAGCCCUCUCAGAGCCUCGGGGAUCAAAAGCUGUGGUGAAGAUUCUCUUGCUGGAUGGCCAUCGAGCCUGUUUUGCCCCGCUUCUCGCCGCCCGCUGCCUCUACUUUGAAACAUUACUCAAUCGAUGGAGUAGCCGUGACAUUCUGCUCAGCCACAUUUCUACCCAGCAAUUCGACGUGAUCUUGAGACACAUCCACGGCCACGACCCGUUCACGCUCUUCGACCACUUGGCCCCCCAGUUCAGCGGUUCCCACGACUGCAUCAACUUCUUAUUGGAGUUGACUGACGUUGCCGACGAGUUAAUGCUUGGCGAGUUGAAGGAUAUUUGCCAGCUCACAGUGAAGGAUUACAUAACCUUGGAAAACGUGACCCUUGUGUUCAAGUACAGCGUGGAUUUACAAGCGGAGAAGCUCAUGUUGGAGUGUCUCUGGUACAUUUACAACAACGCGGAGGUUUUGAUUAUGGACGACCACUUCCUCCUGGAGUUGAAUGGAGAGCUUCUUGGACUUGUGGAGCGGAGCAUAGGCCAGCUCAGGCGGGGCCUUGCCAACGGAGAGGCCUAUAGCAUCGACUUGCUGGUUAAACCAGGGGUAGACGAUGGGUUGAUCCAGAACUUUCUCACCGAUAUCCGAGCGUUCAAUCUCCACUACAUCACAAACGACCACAACUACAGCUUUGUGCCGGUGGCUGCUGUGAGUGUCGUUACCAAGGGCGCCAGCAAGCCCAAAAACCGCCGUCGAAGCUCCAACAGGGGGUCGGUUUCCAUGCCCGUCAAGCCGGUAGUGGUGAGAAAGCCGUCCGUUAGCCAACCGGAUCACUUUUCUCCCACCUUUGAAGAUGACGUCCCUACGGAAUCUCGUCGCGAUUCGAUGAGAAAGUCCGUAUCUCCUCCGUUGGGCGCCUCCUUUGCUUCUGUGAAAAGCCCGCCUGGGAUCAACGGACAGGUGUGGGGGUACACCCCAGAGACCUCUGUAAAUAUCCCCUCUGGUACCAGCGAAAAAGCAUGGGGAAGGGUACCGGCUCCAGAGUGGCCGCCCGUCCUUGGGGCUCUCCCCACCCCUACCCCAUCCCCAGUGCCGAUCAAACCAAAGGCUAGUUCCACCCCCCGGUUGUCGCAAAAGGAAAGGUUGAAGAAUAAGAAGAAUGUCAGUGAGGUUACUCCAGAGCUAAUUCCCGCGACUAAUCCAUGGUCGAGAAAGCCGAGCUCCACCUCUGUGACCCCCUCACCUGUUACCACCCCCAGAGGAGCCUCACCUGUUCUCAGAAAAGCUUCCUGGGGCCCUUCUUCGAGCCUGAGCUCCAAUCAGAACUUCCCGUCACUUGCAUCUCCAGCCGGUACCCUGACUCCGUCGUUGACGGAGAUUAUCUUGCAAGAGCAGGACAAGGUUGAGCGGCUUCAGCAGAAACCCACAAAGACGUUGGCGGAGAUCCAGGAGGAAGAAGCGUUCAACCGGUGGUUCGAGGAGGAGAGCAGACGCGUUCAGCAGGAAUUAGAUGCCGUGAAUCAGCUCGUGACAGGGCCUGACAAGAAUAGGAAGCCAAAGAAGAAGGCGAUUAAGGCUAAUGGGAAAACGAGGAGGGUCUCGAGCCUGUGAGAAAAAGGUUAAAUAAACCCCAUUGUUAUAGAAGUACGGUCUUGUAUUAUAUAGUUGAGAGCCAUCGCGGUGUAUAUAUACUCUGUGCGUUAGAAGGGGUGCUUUGAAAGGUGAAUUGGUUCAAAGUCCAUCGGCAUAGUUCUGGUAACAAUGCAUGAGCCCACUUCCUAUGGUCUUAAUACCUUGGAAUAGAUCCAAGAAAUUUAUUCCGUGGUGCUACUUGGACUACAAAGGUACAUAGACUCGAGGGUACGAUAUACCUAAUAGGUAAUAGUGGAUACUGUUAGCUAGCUAAAG
Molecule: messenger RNA, 4392 nt
Organism: Babjeviella inositovora NRRL Y-12698
Lineage: Eukaryota; Fungi; Ascomycota; Pichiomycetes; Serinales
Exons: 1
Coding region: 181-4095 (1304 amino acids)
Source: RefSeq, a predicted model, not a curated record